CUGAAACACACCAUCUUUAACUUUGGUGCUCAGCUCUCGAACAUGGCUGGUAACCGCUGCCACCUAGAGGAAAGUUUGGGUCAUAAUAAUAACAGAUUAAAUAAAUUGUAUUAAUCAGUAUUGUGUGUCAACAGUGAAUGAAACAAAAUUAACCCUGAACAAAUUAGUAAAGAAUCUUUGAUUUGCUAUUGUGCUUAGCAUACAUUUUAUUAUACACAAUUAUUUUCUAAUAUACAAGAACGUAACACACAACGAAUUUACCUGUUCUGCGAGGCUAUUCAGCAGGUUUACAGUCUCGGGCAAAUCCUUAUCAAUCAAGUCCUGCAAGAAAAUUGAGUGGUUAUAUUACAAACGAGGGUGAAAAGUCGUCAAAAUGCACAAGUUGUGAAAAUGGUCAAAUGUGUGUGGCUAACUGGCUAGCCAUCGUCAUUUUGACAACACGCAUUUCCUUAUUUUGAUUUUACGCAUUAAGUAAUUCCUCAUCGGCUACUUUCAAUCACAAUUAUGAAUGGGACAGACACACAAAAAUGUAAACAAAUAAAAAGUCAAAUAAAGCUAGCACAGGCUCACUCACGUUGUCGACGGUGGAAGCCAUUUUGGCAUUGCUAAAUAAUACGGAAGUCGCAGUGGGACAAAAUAGGUCUAAACGAUUUCUUUCUGUCACACAAGGAAAAAAACCAUUAAGCCCUAAACUGCUCAGUCUACAGAAUGAGUAAAAAAAUAUAUUUUGAAUUAAAUAUGUAUCAAAUAUAAAUUAUUCCAAGUAAUCUCAUGUUGACAGCUUUUUUACUAGUGUCCUUUGUGAACCAAUAUUUAACAUCAUACUCUGUGUGUAUGUGCGUGUUGGUGUGUGAGAGAGUGACUGCGUGAGAGAGUGAGAGAGAGAUGUGGUAUUGGUGUGGAGGGGGCGUGGGGUACAUAUUUGGGGAAUCGUUUUUUUUCUCCCCCUCAGACCAUUUAGCAUCAAACUGUCAACCUGUAUGACAACCUGACAGCAUUAUCUGAGAGUCUGAGGAGAAAGUCGUCAUGGAGUGGAUGACUCCAUAUCAGAAUCAAGCCCACGUGACAUUGAACCCAACAUCUUCAAGCCCUGCCGGCUCAUCCAAUUUGGUUUCAAUGGACAUGAUAACAUACAGCCAGUCGCAAGGAUUGAGGGGGAGCAGUGAGGACCGAAUAGACGAGCAGAUGAUGGGACUGUCGUACCUGCCGUACGCGUCCUCUUGUCUCAGCGGCGCCGCAAGUUCUGGGAACCACCAUCAGAACCACGGCAACAAUUUGCAGGAGUUCUCUCCUCCUUUCAUCUUGCCAACCAUGCGUGCGCCGGUGGCCAAGAGGAGCAUCAGCAAGGACAGCGCAGAGUAUCGGCUGCGACGCGAGAGGAACAACAUCGCCGUGCGGAAGAGUCGAGACAAAGCGCGCAGGAGGAUCCUGAUGACACAACAGAGGGCCCUGCAGCUGCAAGAGGAGAACCAGAAGCUGCAGAUGAAGAUCGGACAGCUCUCACAGGAGCUGGACACUCUCCGACAUAUCCUGUCUCAGCAGCACCUGCCGGGAAGUGACGAGGGGGCCGCGGGGGUCACCGCCGUCUGAGCAGAGAACAAUCAGUUGGUUAGGUUCAGUGCUCAACACGCUUAUUAGAUCACCUGUCAUAAAAAUGAGAACAUGCGGCAGCAUCAUGAAGUGCUUCAAAAACGAUUCAUGGUGGUCUAAUAAUUUUGUUAAGCACUUGCACAAUUCAAGGAGAACCACUACAAGAACUAUAUCCCAAUUGUGCAAAGAUACUGAUGCUCAGUUUGACUCGAACUGAAAAAAAAAGGCAUUUACAAUCUCUUUAUUACUUUGGGGCUAGUAGACUGUACGAUCAGGUGUUCCCAAUAUUUUGGUGCCCUUAUCUUAUGCGAGAAGGUCAAAAUAUUCAAAUCACUUAUUUGUGUGAUGUCGCUCAACCACUGCAGCCUGUUACAUCAAAACAGAGCAUUAUCAUAGUUUCUAGUGAGGAUAAGUGCUACAGAGAAUAAAUGGAAGCAGGGAUAUUCAUGUUCUGUCUUGAGCUGCGGAGGUGUUUGUAAAAUAAUGAAUAAAUAUGGUUAACAAAA
Messenger RNA from Syngnathus typhle (broad-nosed pipefish), 2096 nucleotides. RefSeq names its product CCAAT/enhancer binding protein (C/EBP) 1 (gene cebp1). The transcript has 3 exons. The record is from RefSeq and is a predicted model, not a curated record. The coding region runs from base 1027 to 1590 and encodes 187 amino acids. Gene Ontology annotation, biological process: regulation of transcription by RNA polymerase II; myeloid cell differentiation; DNA-templated transcription. Gene Ontology annotation, molecular function: DNA-binding transcription factor activity, RNA polymerase II-specific; RNA polymerase II cis-regulatory region sequence-specific DNA binding. Lineage: Eukaryota; Metazoa; Chordata; Actinopteri; Syngnathiformes; Syngnathidae.